AUCGGCAUUUCAUCAAACAGAUGAAGAAGAUCAAAUGAUCUCCCAAAUAUUUCCCCUCUUCUGCAGAAUCCGAUUUUAAUAAUUUGGUUCAAAGCUGAAGAGAGAUGCUGUCGUCGCCGCGAGACAACUGGGAGAGGCUGGUGGCGGCGGUGGUGAAGAGAGAAGAAAUAUGGCAACUCUGCCACCAAAACUCCUUCACCACCAUUUCAUCUAACAGUCAAAGACCUUCUAAUUCCAGUGAAGAAAUUAUCAGAAUCUCGAGGAAUAGUUUGAAGAGUGAUUUCGUGCCACCGCAGCAGCGUGAAGCUCAGCUUGCUAGCAGUUCUGGCAUUGAAGCUAGGAAAAAUGCUUCUGGACCUUUUACAAGGAGGCUGUUUUCUGCUGUGCCUUGGAGAAGGAAACCGAAGGACUAUGCUCUGGAUGAAGCUUUGGUUGGAAUUCCUGAGGAUCAUUUUGGACUUCGGAGCUUUUCCCUACACGAGCUACUCACUGCAACAGACAAUUUUAGCCAAUUAAACAUCCUUGGACGUGGUGGAUUUAGUACGGUGUAUAAAGGUAGACUGGCAGAUGGCACUUUAGUGGCGGUUAAAAGACUACACAUUGGUGCAAGCAUUGGGAUAGAAUUGGAAAUUACAAGCAUUGCUGCACAUUGCAAUGUAAUCCGUGCUCGUGGGUUUUGCAUUGAUAAAAAAGAGCAGAUUCUUGUUUAUCCUUACAUGUCUAAUGGAAGUGUAGCGUCCUGUUUGAGAGAAAGAAAAGAGGCACAGCCUCCACUCGACUGGAAAGUGAGAAAAGGGAUAGCACUGGGUGCUGCAAAGGGUCUAGCCUACUUGUAUUAUGAAUGCCUAAGGAAAUUUAUUCAUCGUGAUGUUAAAGCUGCGAAUAUAUUGUUGGAUGAAGACUUCAAAGCAGUUGUAGCUGAUUUCAGCUUGGCUGUGGAUUGCGACAAUGGUGACAUUGUUGCUCCGGUAAAAGGUACAAUUGCUCAUAUUGCUCCUGAACACUUUGCUACUGGUAAGUGUUCAGUGAAAACUGAUGUUUUUGGUUAUGGAGUAUUUCUUCUUGAGCUCAUCACAGCAAAAAAAAGUUAUGGUCUUUCUCGGGGUGCCAGUGAAAGUGAUGCGGUGUUACUUAAUAUGGUGAAGGCAAGUUAUAAGGAGGGACAAUGGAAAACCAUGAUUGAUGCAGACCUCCAAUGGUAUAUGGUUGAUGAAGAGGUGGGAGAGUUGUUGCAAAUAGCUCUGAUCUGCACACAAACUGAUCCAGAGUUACGUCCAACAAUGUUAGAAGUUGUAAGGAUGCUAGAAGUUGGAAAUGGCUUUUUUGAGAGGUGGGAAGAGUGUGAGAUAGAUUUCACUGACAAGAAUUUUGAAGUUGCACAUCUUAGGAGGUUUACCAUACAUGAAGUGAUGGCUGCAACAGAGGACUUUAGCAAGAAAAUUAUAAGUAGAGAUGGUUUUAAUAUGAUCUACACAGGCUGUUUGGUUGGUUCGCGAGUUGCUGUUAAGAGAUACAAUUCACAGUCUCUAGAAUAUUAUUUCAAAAAAGAGUUAGACAUUGGCAGAAUUUGUUUGCAUCCAAAACUUGUUCAUGUGAUUGGAUUUUGCCAUACACCAGAAGAGCGGCUGCUUGUUUUCCGCUUGAUGGUCCACGGAAGUGUCGAAUCAUGGCUAAGCGGGAGAGAUGAAUCAUGCCCUCCUCUCACUUGGCGAAAGAGAAGAAACAUAGCACUUGGUGCUGCAAGGGGUCUAGCUUAUUUGCAUGAUACAUGUCAAAGGAAAAUCAUCCAUCGCGAUGUCAAAGCUGCAAAUAUAUUGUUAGAUGAUAACUUUGAAGCAGUUGUUGCUGACUUCAAGUUGGCUAAAUUCGUGGACUACGGCAGGACUCAUAUUACCACAACUGUAGCAGGGACAAUUGGCCAUAUAGCUCCCGAGUGCCUUGCUAGUGGCAAGUGUUCGGAUAAAACUGAUGUUUUUGGCUAUGGAGCCUUUCUGCUUGAGCUCAUCACAGGGAAGAGAACUAUCGAUCUUCUUGACAUAGCUGAUGAUGGAGACAUGAUGUGUGCUGAUUGGGUAAAAAGAAAUUACGAAGAUAGAAGAUGGGAAUCGAUGGUUGACAAAUAUGGUGGAGAUGAUUCCAUGGAGGCAGUGGUGAAGCAGCUGGUGAAUAUAGCUGUUCUCUGCACACAAUACGACCCAGACAAACGUCCAAGGAUGUCGGAUGUGGUAAGGAUGUUGGAAUCUGGUGGUGGCUCGGCUGAGUGGUCUGAGGAAGAAGUCAGAAAAGAAGAGUAUCCUCUCAACAUUUAUCCCAAUUCCGAGUUGAUAGGUGGUAAUGACAUUUAUAGUUCUGGUUUAGACGAAGUUCUAUCUGGGCCAAGAUGAUCAUGCUAUUUUAUUUCAAUCAUCAUGUACUUAAUUGAUUGCAUUACAUUUGAUGUGUUUGAUGUACUGUGUAAUAAAUUUCUAUUAGCCUA
Molecule: messenger RNA, 2476 nt
Organism: Salvia hispanica
Lineage: Eukaryota; Viridiplantae; Streptophyta; Magnoliopsida; Lamiales; Lamiaceae
Biological process (GO): protein phosphorylation
Molecular function (GO): ATP binding; protein kinase activity
Source: RefSeq, a predicted model, not a curated record